GGUCAGGCGUCACAAGACAUAGAGCCGAGGACAGAUUAGCAAGGAUGAUACAUCAGCAUGAUGCAAUGCGGACCCGGAUUUAUGGAGAAGGCCUUUGACUCAGGUAUUGUCAACGGGCUAAGAGAUACAAUGGCGACUCAGUUAUUCAAAGAAUCGAGAAACCGCGCAAGGUGAAGGAGAUGGCAGCCAGCCAGCCAGCCAGCCAAACAAAACGGGAGGUCAAAUUAUACCUUGGGGACGCGAGACCAGGAUCUGGCGAGGGGAAAGUCAGCCACUUGAACGGUGAUUUUCCACAAGAGAUUAGGCCGAGGCGAAGAGACUGGGGGUCCGGCGCCGGCAAGGUUUCACGUGCGGGCCGGCCGGGAAAGCAACCUCAUACGCCGUUUGCCAGUGAUCUACAAGCGAGAUUUUUACGUUACGGUUUAAGGCAGGUACUGAAGUUGAAGGUCCAUGUUUAGGGCGCCUUUGGCUUGGUGUGUUUGAGCACGUCCAGACGACGACUGAGUGGUAGGCGAACCAUGACGACGCAACAAAGGCCAAUGAAAUUACGCAAGAGACUCGUGCUAUAUAGUAUGAACGAAGAAGAAAAGAAGAGGAAGAAGAAAAAAGCUUGAGGAUGAGGCUCAAAGAUACUAACGGCUGAACGGUUUCAUAGAUGACAGGUUGUUGGAACAUGGAAUAAAAGCCGCGGCGGGCCAAGUCAAACAUAGGCGAGAUGGAUCCGUUUGGUGGUGAUCGAUAUCGGUAGCCCCCGCUCAUCAAUGAUGGAUGGGAACUGUGGCUUGUUAGUUCGUACAUAGGCAUGCAAACUGUCUGUGGAUAUGAGCUGAGCAUCACGAGGGACCACGGGGCACAGAUGUCUCUCCCAUUCCCAGAAGGUGAAGGGCCAUGCUUCUCGCGUAUCUCGUCUACGACCUUAGGUCAAUCCAUGGACCAUGGCGGAAACAGCAACCUCUGGGGUCCAGGUUGGGGUCACGGUGGAUGGGUCUGUGUAUGUAUGUAUGUACAUACAUACAUGGGGGGGCAUGAAGAUCCUGGAUCUGGAGAAUCUUUGGGAGCACUCGCAUGGCCAACAUAGGUAGCGGGUUUGGCGGGUCCCCCUACCUGUCUAUAUGCAGAGAUGCAGCCUCUCGCUGGCCAUGGCAUUUCUCCAUGAUCAUACUUGUACAUACAUUGUCCAUGAAGGGAGGAGAGCCACAUAGCGGGAACUGUGUGAGUGCGGGAACGGAUGGACAGUGAACGAGGAUCGUGGGUUGGGCUGGGUUGGUUAGGCUGGGCUGGGCUGGCUGGGGACAUGAAUUGGUGUGGUCCGGGGUCUUGGGGCGAUCGUUCCCGCACCUCCCUCCCUCUGCCAUAGCUUCCUGGGGCUCCAUCUGACUGCUAACUAUCCGGACCUAGGAAUGCAUUUCUUAGCAGUCUGCUGGGCGGUGAGUUCUUAUAGUAUCUCAUACGCAUUUGCGAGCUCUUGUGACGCUCUGUAGAGCGCCUUAUCAAGCAGGAAAGGCUACAUCAGAGGCAUGACAAGGACAAGGGGGGUUUAAGAGUGGACAACGGUGGAACGGGUCAUGAUUCUGGGGUCGCGAUUGAUCGACUCGGUUGGCGUUCCAGGCAUCUGGAGCCUUUUGCGACAGGACGUUGGAGACCUGCAACGUUAUUGCAUAGAGGUGGGUUCCAUCUAACUAAACAGCUGACUGAGAAUUAAUAGUGUCUUGAUCACUUCAUGGUAUUUUCCCCAUCCUUGCUGGAGCCUUUCGAGGCGUGUGAGGAACCUCGGCUCGUUUGAUUCAUUAUGAAAUACCAUCACGGGAGAUUGUGAUUCCGGAUCUUGAGUGCACUACCUUGACGGGCUGUCACUGAUAACUUGAUCAGGUUCCUCUAAUACUGUGCAGCUGUCGAGGAACAGAAUGUAAGGCUAGAGUGUUCUAACGAUGAGCAAACAAGGGAAUGCAACAUGAGUGCGACUUUAUGAGGUCCCCUUCGUUUCUCGCGAAGGCUGGAAGAAACAAGAUUCACAUCUCGAAUGACAAGAAUGAAGGCAGCAGUUAGCGAAGGUGAGACCUUCUCGCGGAAGAGAUGCGAUGUGGGUCAAACAAGGUGAUAAAUGUACACGAUAUGAGACAAGAUAUCACGGGCCAAAAAAAAAAGGUGAGACACAGGAAGCAAGACGACAUCAAAGUGUUUCCCAUCCUGUCUCGACUGGCACCUCGCUGGCUGGGUGCUGCGAUGCUUCAAUAUCUGUUUGUCUUGCACGGCAAGAGUCUCUGUGCAGAUAUCUACAUACGAACAACUGGAAGCUCGCCCAAACAGAUCACAUAUACGGAGAUGAGAAGAGAGUUAUUAUCAACUAUGCGAUGAGAAAUCAAAAACGUCAAUCAAGGUCUGCGACGCAGCAACGUUUCAUGUCAUCGAAGGCAGAACUGCUAGCCAUGUAAUGGGAUCUGCAUGCAGUUAGCAUCGUGACGGCGCCCACAGGACAAGCGACAGGCAGACAUUGGAGGCUAGGGCGACAAAGGGCGCUUGCGUGCAUGGACAUGGAGCAUGGAGUGAGCGGCAUACCCACACACCCGUCACAGGGAAUGGGACCACACAGAGCACGGUGCGACAAUGAGACCCAGUGUAGCGGAUCAGAGGCUGGCGAGGAUCUCCAUAUCCAUAUCCAACAGUCUAUCUCGAGACUCAAGUCUUGUUAGACCAACUAACUUAGUACUGAGCAAACUGAUGGAUCACUGAUGCCAUGUCGAAAUCUUCGAUCAACAUUCUAUCUUGGCCGGGAGAAUAGAGCUAAUCAUUUUGACUCAUCUCUGUGCAGACUUUGAGUUAAUGUCAUGAAAAUACACAGGCGAGUGCGGAUAUUUGGCCUUAUCCCAUUCGAGAAUCUAGGUCCAUCUCAAAGAUAGGAGCCUUCUUAGUGCAUGGAUCUAUCAGAAAGGAAUAUGCCAAAAGACCGCAACUCGGCUUUCAUUGUAAGGUUCAGAAUCAAGCCAUGGCCAGGAGACUUUGAGAAACCAAUAGCCUAUGAUAGAGAGGAAGC
Molecule: messenger RNA, 3031 nt
Organism: Fusarium verticillioides 7600
Lineage: Eukaryota; Fungi; Ascomycota; Sordariomycetes; Hypocreales; Nectriaceae
Exons: 2
Coding region: 2079-2432 (117 amino acids)
Source: RefSeq, a predicted model, not a curated record